Postia placenta MAD-698-R-SB12 is the source of this 1392-nucleotide messenger RNA. RefSeq lists its product as hypothetical. The transcript is spliced from 10 exons. The coding region runs from base 1 to 1392 and encodes 463 amino acids. The record is from RefSeq and is a predicted model, not a curated record. Lineage: Eukaryota; Fungi; Basidiomycota; Agaricomycetes; Polyporales; Adustoporiaceae.
AUGGCCCGUCCAGCGUUUUCCUUUUUCGGGAUUGCACUCGUGCUCCCAUUUGUCCGACUUGUCCUUGCAGCGAACGACUGGUCGACGGCAUGCCUUGACGGUCAAUGCUCGUACGACUUGAGCGGUAACGUGACUGGCACAUUAUAUAUCACUGGAAACACAAGCGCGAUUUCCGACCUGACUGCGGCGGCAGGAUGGAACAUUCUGGAUUGCAACUCCACGAGCGGUGCUCAGGACAUCCGCGCUGUCUGCACUAAUAGUACGGCCGGUUGCAACAGUUUGUUUGAGGGCGGAGCCAUUGGAACGAUUGUCCGGUUGCCUGAGGAUUGCGGGACCAUGCCAUUUGCCCGGGUAGCAAAUAUCUGGGACCACGAGAACCAGACGAGCAGCGUGCCCACGCGCCGUAGCAGAUUCUUCCGCCUGCUAGACACAUCUAGCGUCAAGGGCAUUACACUUGACACGAAUUUCAGUGCCAUAGAUCCCCAACAGAACGGGAAUGUCACCUUCGAGUUCCAAGGUGCCUCUAUCCCCAGCGCCGAAGACAGUUUCCAAGAUUCUCGGCGCAGCUUUGAUAUCUUUUCCAAAUUUACGAAAAAUGUCACCGAGCAGGUCCCCCCGAUCACCAUCGACAAGGAGGAGACUCUGUUCAACCAGCCGGUGGACUGUGACACGGAUGUCACCAUUGACGGCGUGUCGGUGACAUCGUGUUCACUUCAGGUGGGCAUGGACGUGAAUGCGAACAUUUCUGCAUUCUACGGGGUCUCGGUCUCUGGGUCUGUUGUUCCGCCCAAGCUCGAUGACCUCACACUGUUCACUGUCGCCACGCCAUCGGUGGAGCUGUUCCAGGUCGGCAUUCCGGGGUUAGACAUUACAGGAAUUUUGAGUAUCGGGCCCACCUUCCAGGUGGACGCGCAAGGCAUUGUCAACGUCGCGGCUGAUCUGAACACUGCCGUUGGAUUCACGUAUAAUCUCAACAACACUGAGCUUUUCUUCCCUCCGGCCUACGGUCAGUCGUCGACCGGAGACGUCUCGUCCGGUAAUGCCUUCCUGCAGCUGUCCACGGCUCCGUAUACGCCCGCCAAUGCGUCCUUGACGGCGGAACUUGUACCUAGUAUUGCGUUCGGGAUCGAUGUCCUUGAUGGUACGGCCAAGGCCACCGUCAGCCUUGACCUGAACACGUUCGCGACGCUGGAGCUGUCCGGCGAAGGCAACGUGACAGCAUCCACCGCCAGCGGGCUCGCCGUCGGUCCAUUCAGUGGCUGUUUCAACGUGCUGGCGGGUGUGAACAUCACUGCGGACGCCGACGCGUCGUUGCUUGACAUAUUUGACAAGGACGAUAGCAUAACGCUGUUCUCGAAGACGUUCGACUUGUUCAGCACUUGUUUCAAGUAA